UAUGAUUCAGAACUGAUUGUAUAUGCAGUGAAAUGUGUCCAGGCAUCUAUAGGCAUUGCAGAAUUGUGUGUGAUGGCAAUGAAGACUGAGGGAACAUCUGAAGCUGAGGCCCGCUCCAAGAUCUGGUUGGUAGAUUCCAAGGGUCUCAUCACCAAGGACAGGCCAGAUGGAGGUAUCUCAGACCACAAGGCCAAAUUUGCUCAUGCUCGAUCUCCCAUCAAAACUCUAGCAGAGGCUGUUGAGACCCUCAAGCCUAACAUACUUAUAGGAGCAGCAGCUGUAGCAGGAGCCUUCACUCCAGAGAUCAUCCAGACAAUGGCAGCUAACAACAAACGACCGAUCAUUUUUGCUCUCAGCAACCCCACCUCCAAGGCUGAAUGUACAGCUGAGCAGGCCUACAUUCACACCAAUGGCACCGCCGUAUUUGCCAGUGGUUCUCCAUUCGCCCCUGUAACAUACAAGGGACAAACCUUCGUACCUGGACAAGGAAACAAUUCCUACAUCUUUCCUGGAGUAGCUCUGGGAGUCAUCUGCGCAGGCAUUAGACAUAUUAGUGAAGAAGUAUUCCUCAUCGCUUCUUCAACACUGGCACAGAUGGUUUCUGAAGACGACCUAAACAAGGGUAGCUUAUAUCCUCCCCUCCACAACAUUCAAACAAUCUCCACCAGGAUAGCCACUCGGGUAGCUGAACACGCUUACGAGAAAGGGAUGGCGUCAACUUAUCCUGAACCACAAGACAAAGAGACAUUUAUUAAAUCUCAACUUUAUGAUACAAAAUACAGACCAUCUCUGCCACGCACAUACACAUGGCCUAAAUGCUGAAUUUCUUUGCUUCAAUAUUCUGCAAUUUAUGUCAAUCAAAUUCCACAAUAGCAUUUUCUAAAGUUAUAAAAUAAUUGUGCCAAAGUGGAAAAAACCUUUUAAAAAUAUUAUAUUUUGAUAUUAUAAUAUAUUUAGAUGUUUUAAAAAAUAAAUCAUUGUUUUCUUGGAAA
Molecule: messenger RNA, 992 nt
Organism: Homalodisca vitripennis (glassy-winged sharpshooter)
Lineage: Eukaryota; Metazoa; Arthropoda; Insecta; Hemiptera; Cicadellidae
Product: NADP-dependent malic enzyme-like
Exons: 5
Biological process (GO): pyruvate metabolic process; malate metabolic process
Cellular component (GO): mitochondrion
Molecular function (GO): NAD binding; malate dehydrogenase (decarboxylating) (NADP+) activity; malate dehydrogenase (decarboxylating) (NAD+) activity
Source: RefSeq, a predicted model, not a curated record